UUUGCCCUCGGUCGUGUGGCGGAGGCCGUGAGCCCCUCGGUGCAUUGGCGCCAUGGAGACACAGCCCAACUCCGCUGAUGUUCUCCGUCUCAGAGUGGAGGAUUGCAUGCUGAAAAUCGCUGCUCCGCCUGCACGAGGUUUGCCUUCUGCAGCCCCGGGUGGCUCAAUGGGUGAAGGAGCUCUCGGCCUCCUGGGCCCCGACACGAGCCCCGAGGGCCACCUGGACCACGCUGCCAACUCUUGCCCGCCUCGAGAGGUGAUCAUGAGCCAGAGAGGCGAUGCUGACCGCCCCGCGGAUGAAGCUCACCAGGAGCCCCAGCAGCUGCCCCCGACCCAGCGGGAUUCCUCGGGUGCCAGGGGUCGGCGUCGGCGUAGGAGCCAGGGGACAAAUAUGCGCUUCCAUCCAAGGCAGUUGAAGGUACUGAAAAGUAUUUUCCAAGCAACUCAGUACCCGGCUGUGACCACCAGACGGCAGCUUGCAAGAGACCUGGAUGUGGCUGAAAGCAGACUGAAGAUGGCCAAAGGAACCCUUAUACGUGUCCAUCCUACAGAGAACUGUCAUCAGGGACAGCUAAUACACGGAUAUGCACCUGCAGGAUUCACUAACUGAAGGUUUGGUUCAAAAAUGAGAGAGCCAAAUGUAGGAAAAUUUAUAAAGAAGAGCUCCUGCACGUAUGACCUAGUUUCCUGCUCUACCUUGCGAUUGACUGAUUGCAAGAGACGUCCUAGGCCGCCAACCCUUUUCAAGACUCAGAUCCUGGUUGGAGUAUUAUUCCCACGGUCAUCUGUUCCACAGAUGGGAGCCCAUGUCACAUUUAUCU
Molecule: messenger RNA, 821 nt
Organism: Fukomys damarensis (Damara mole-rat)
Lineage: Eukaryota; Metazoa; Chordata; Mammalia; Rodentia; Bathyergidae
Product: rhox homeobox family member 1-like
Exons: 4
Coding region: 53-610 (185 amino acids)
Biological process (GO): regulation of transcription by RNA polymerase II
Molecular function (GO): RNA polymerase II transcription regulatory region sequence-specific DNA binding; DNA-binding transcription factor activity, RNA polymerase II-specific
Source: RefSeq, a predicted model, not a curated record